Molecule: messenger RNA, 396 nt
Organism: Guillardia theta CCMP2712
Lineage: Eukaryota; Cryptophyceae; Pyrenomonadales; Geminigeraceae
Exons: 1
Coding region: 1-396 (131 amino acids)
Source: RefSeq, a predicted model, not a curated record
AUGCGGGCGCCUGCAGGGAUGGACAUGGCGAGCGAGCCUCUGAGCAAGGAGACUUUUGACCAGUUCUUCGGAUGCAGCUUCAUCACAGCACCUGUCACAACAAGACACAACCUCAUCGUAGACUUCAACAUCGGCUAUGAGGCUGACGAGAGCUUUCAGUGGUUGGACGAUUACGAGAGCAUACUUGCGUUCAUGAGAACUCCAUCACACGACAGCGAGCCGAUGCAGAAUGGCCCAGCAGAGACUGAAAUAGAGGAGAACGAAUGCUCGAACACGGAACAGGCCAUGGAAUCUGAUGAUAGCUUGCAUGCAUUCGUUAGCAAAGAUGGAAUAUCGUCGCCAGGAAUAGAGAAGGCUGGAAAUCAUUCUGGAAAUCAAGUUGAAAGUUCCUUGUGA